Poecilia latipinna (sailfin molly) is the source of this 2151-nucleotide messenger RNA. RefSeq names its product Ras converting CAAX endopeptidase 1a (gene rce1a). Lineage: Eukaryota; Metazoa; Chordata; Actinopteri; Cyprinodontiformes; Poeciliidae. The coding region runs from base 190 to 1128 and encodes 312 amino acids. Gene Ontology annotation, cellular component: endoplasmic reticulum membrane. The transcript has 8 exons. Gene Ontology annotation, molecular function: metalloendopeptidase activity. Gene Ontology annotation, biological process: CAAX-box protein processing. The record is from RefSeq and is a predicted model, not a curated record.
AUACCGAGGAAAAGGAAGGAAGCCGAUGAUGACGCAGUUAGAAAGCGCCGAAUCGCUAGCAGUUGAACUAACAGGUAUAAUAGAGUUUUGACAGAUUCUUCUGAUUUGUGCUGAUGUUGGCGCGUGCCAGAUGGUCCAGAAGCCAGCCCGGCUCUGCUUAGUGCUCCUUCUUCACCUGUGUGAGCCAUCAUGGCGGAGGAGGAAGGCAUUGUGACAGAGCAGAUGGAAGAGGCUUCGGGUGGACUGUGCUGGCUGUCAGUGUUGUCCUGUCUACUGCUUGCCUGCUGCUAUGUUGGCAGCUUGUAUGUCUGGAGGAGCGACCUGCCCAGAGAUCAUCCUUUGGUGAUAAAGAGGCGCUUCACCAGCGUCCUGAUCGUGUCGGGCCUGUCGCCUCUCUUUGUUUGGGCAUGGAGAGAAUUCACAGCAGUCAAGACUGUCUCACCAUUGCUGGCCCUCUUGGGGAUUCGUCUUGAAGGUUUUAUUCCUGCGAUUGUUCUUCCUCUGCUGCUGACUAUGGUCCUGUUUCUGGGCCCACUAAUGCAGCUGUCCAUGGACAGUCCCUGGAGCUUCACAGACGGUGUUCGUGUGGUGCUUGACCCGUGCUUCUGGACGCUGUGCCUCAGUGACAUGCGCUGGUUGAGGAAUCAGGUGGUGGCACCACUGACUGAAGAGUUGGUGUUCAGAGCCUGCAUGUUGCCCAUGCUGGUGCCGUGUGCCGGUCCUUCCACUGCCAUCUUCACCUGCCCUCUUUUUUUUGGAGUGGCUCAUUUUCAUCAUGUCAUAGAGCUGCUGAGGUUCAGACAGGGCACGGUGUCAGGAAUUUUCUUCUCAGCAGUGUUUCAGUUCUCCUACACAGCAGUGUUUGGAGCUUACACUGCAUUCAUCUUUAUCAGAACAGGUCAUCUGAUUGGUCCGGUUCUCUGUCACUCCUUUUGUAAUUACAUGGGUUUCCCAGCCAUCAGCACUGCACUGGAGCACCCCCAACGCCUCGCCAUUUUAUCAUCCUACCUGAUGGGAGUUCUUCUCUUUUUCAUGUUGCUCUUUCCUUUAACAAGCCCUUCCUACUAUGGCGUCCCCACUCCAGUCUGUUCCCUCACCUCGUCCCCCAGCUCUCUCUGUUUUUCCUGACCCUCUUUCUCUGCCUACACAGGCUUAUCUGCUUUUGUCCUGUUGCUGUACGAUAUUUAGGCAAUCAAGGGUUUGGUUGUGUUUUAACGGUGAACUGGCACUGAUGUCCUUUACAAAUUGAUUGGAUAGUGCUGACAGGCAUGGGGGGUUAAAAUGAGCCAAAUUUCUAAGUAAUCAUUAUUUAUGGUUUCCUUUAUACGUCGUAAACUAGUGAAAGACGUUCACAUCUCAGAAUGUGUUGAAACCGAGGUUAAUGUUCCGGGGAACGUUCUGUUCCUUCACUGACCUGAUGACCGGAACACAAAUCAUCUUCUCGACUCAAUGUUUGUGGAACCACAUAAAAAACCUUGAGUCAAACUUAGUAAAGGCUUAUUUGGUGAAAUGUUUCAGUUUUUCCUUUUAUUAUGCAGCUUUCAGGUCUGUGAGGUAAUCAGACACUUUAUUUUGCUGUUAUCUUGAUUCAUUGGGACAACCAAACAAAUGGUGAUGACUGGUUUUGGCCUUCAUCCCUGCUGUAUGAGUCGAGUCGUAGGAGGAUCUAAAGCAGGUCCAGGUUUUGUUGGCUGAUCCAGAAUUCAUGCUACUUGUUAUGAGCUACACUUUCCCUUUUGACUGCAUCUCCAGCAGGGUUUCUGUUAUCUCUGGCUGUGUGAACCUUCUGGAAGAAUCAAUACUGCUGUAGCUGCACUGAAGCACAGGAACAGAAAUUCUGUCAUUGGUAGUAUAUUCUGCAAGAUAUCUAGUUUAUUUUCAUAUUCAUGGUUUGAUUUUUAGCAUCAAGUUUUUUGCCACUUUUUUUUAAGCGGAGGUUCAAUCUUUAAUAUGUCCUAAGUUUAGUCAUAUUCAAUAAAUUUUAAUAUUAUUGAAGAGUUAAUUUAUUUCAAUAACUCAGUUGGGGGAAGCGCAAAGUAUAGAUUACAUACAGUUUCAUUUCUGUUAAUUAUAUUUUACUUACAGUUGAUGAAAACGUGACAUUUAAGAUUGGAAUAUUUCAUUGGAUCAAUAAAAGUUCAUUUUAAUACA